Messenger RNA from Sclerotinia borealis F-4128, 1065 nucleotides. NCBI's taxonomy places the organism in Eukaryota, Fungi, Ascomycota, Leotiomycetes, Helotiales, Sclerotiniaceae. The record is from the annotation of a GenBank genome assembly.
AUGGGUGCACUUUCUGCCGUCCUCGCAAUCCCAUACCGAAGCAUCAAAGAGUCUAUCGAGAAAAAUCGCAAAAACAAGAACCAGAAUAAAAACAAAAGACAAACGAAAUCUGCGCCAGGAAGUCGAUCUCCUUCUAUUUCUAAGUCAGGAGUGGUGGACUGGAAAAAUAAAUUCGGACGAGAAGAUAGCACGAGUGUGAAUAUAAAGAAGUCGCAAUCAUUAGGCCAUUUACCUUUGGUAGAAGUGCCGCGGGCAGAAUUGUCGGGUGUAUCGAAUAUAGCUUGUGGCAAGGGAAAGGGGAUCGAAGAGCCUUCUUUGCAGAAGCAAACUACGCGACUAAAGACGACGGUGCAGAGGGAUUUUGCGCUAAAAUCGACAGUUCGGGUGUCAGUGGCUGCAGUUACAGGGCUGGAGAGAAGAUCUCGUAUUGGAAGUGUAGCUGGAGGGGUAACAGAGCGACGUUUUUUUCAUAGCUCGACGUCUGACAAUAUUACAAACGAGAACAACGUUUCAAAGGAUACAAACACGAAUACUUCAUCGCCCGAACAAAUCAAUACCAACGCUACGAACAAAAUGGCUUCCGACGAGGAUUACAUGGCGUUUCUCAAUAAAGCCAACGAGGACCCUGGUGCUGGCACAUCGACCACUGCUGGGAAUUAUCGCAAGAAAGCGGAGUACAAAACUAUGGAUGAUGAGGUUGAUGUACCGGCGGUGUUGGUUAGGGCGACCAAGGAUGCGUGGUAUAUCAGUGAUGCGGAUGAACCUUUUGUGGUAGUGGCUUUGAAGAAUGAGGGGAAGGGGUUACCGGAUGAAGAAACCUUUGCGAAACUCAUAGAACAUCCUUCUCCAGCGGAUGCAGCAGAGGAAAUCCAAAUACUGGAUAUUGGUGAUUGGGAUCCAAGAGGUGAGUAUAGGGAUAUUGUGAAGGCGGUUAGGGAGGCGUGUAAGGGGGGUGAUGUGAGGGUUUAUAGGGUGCCCGGGGAGGGAAGUAGGGUUGAGUAUUGGGUUGUGGGGGUUGAGGGGGAGAGGUUGGUGGGGGCUAAGGCUUUGGGGGUGGAGAGUUAG